Maniola jurtina (meadow brown) is the source of this 1280-nucleotide messenger RNA. RefSeq lists its product as uncharacterized. NCBI's taxonomy places the organism in Eukaryota, Metazoa, Arthropoda, Insecta, Lepidoptera, Nymphalidae. Bases 202 to 1221 code for a protein of 339 amino acids. The transcript is spliced from 2 exons. The record is from RefSeq and is a predicted model, not a curated record.
CUCGCACCUGCAGUUUCGAUAAUAUGUAUCGAAGUGAUAAUUACACUGGCCCUUAAUUUUAAUUAUGAAUAAGGUCAAUAGGCACAUCCGAUGCUUAUUGGCACGGCAAUGCAAUUAUACGAGAUUUUAUUUAUACUGAAACGCAGUAUUGUGGGAUCAGUAAUAUAGUGAUUGACUCCAAGAUACCUGGCUGUGGGCAAGAUGAAGUUGUUCAUUUUGGCUCUUUUCUCCUUGAUCCUAGCUGUCAGUUCCGAGAGUGAAAAUUCGAAGACAAAGACCAUCAAAGAUGAGAAGACCAAGACCGUCAAAGAUCAGAAGAGUGACGAUUCAGGUUUCCUCGAAAAAUUCUUAACACCCCUAAAUCAUGACAUAAACCAAAGGUAUGGCUUAAAAGGGGAAGAAUAUAGUAACGAGGGACUGAUGAGAAAUUAUUACAAUGGAUACUAUGAUUACAAUGAUGAAAACGAAGAUUACGUGAAAUACGGAGGUGUAUCGGGCCUUUACAAGCCUAAUAUUUGGGAAUAUUCUAAAAAUGUCGGUAAACUGGGCCUCGUGGGUUACAAGGAUGGUGGCGAACAAAAUGUUUGGGGUAAUUUGAGAAACUCUGAAGGUAAAUUGAAAAACAUAGGCAUCUAUGACAGGCGUAACGAUUACUCUAAUAACGGAAAUAAGGGUUAUGGUGAAUUAAGAAAAGGAUAUCGUGAUAUGAGAUACGGAAAUAUAGGCUAUAACGGUGAAUUAAGAAAAGGGUAUGGUGAUAUGAGAUACGGAAAUAUGGGUUAUGGUGAACUAAGAAAAGGAUAUGGUGAUAUGAGAUACGGAAAUAUGGGCUACAACGGUGAAUUAAGGAAAGGGUAUGGUAAUAUGAGAUACGGAAAUAUGGGUUAUGGUGAAUUAAGAAAAGGAUAUGGCGAUAUGAGAUACGGAAAUAAGGGUUAUGGUAACAUGGGGCUUGGAAAUAUCUUCUACAACUUGAAUAUACCGUUCGAGCCUGAAUAUUUAGGUUAUGAAGGUGGUGUAUACCCAAAAGGAUAUGGUAUCAAAGAGAGGUAUUACUAUAGAUUGAUCGGCAGGAGAGGAUUAGGAUUCGACAAAAGGACAGCUACUUCUUACGGACUGACUGCACCGAUAACGCCGGAGCUUUUGAGCGUGGUUGGAAAAAAGUACUACGACGAUCGCGAUUACUAUGAUUAUAACCAAGAGGGAACUUACAAAGUAUAAUGGUUCGAUAUUUCCACUUUUCUAUACCUAUACCUACUUAUGUAUAAUGAAACUGUAAC